Messenger RNA from Chondrus crispus (carragheen), 333 nucleotides. RefSeq lists its product as hypothetical. NCBI's taxonomy places the organism in Eukaryota, Rhodophyta, Florideophyceae, Gigartinales, Gigartinaceae. Bases 1 to 333 code for a protein of 110 amino acids. The transcript has a single exon. The record is from RefSeq and is a predicted model, not a curated record.
AUGCCCUCGAGCACAGUGCCCAGGAACGACAUCCAUAACCAAUUACCCACAAGUUGCAUCUUGCAGACAAAGCCACAACUGCGUGUCGGCGUGGCACUGGCCCAUCCGGAACAGCAUCCCAGAUCAGCAUCCCAGAUUACCAUCCCAGAUCAGCAUCCCAGAUCAGCAUUCCACGCGUCACGUCGUCACGCGCACAAACCUGGCCCGGUUUCCAGCCCAGUCUCGCGACCGGGUCACAGCGGCCGCUCCCACACACACACACACACACUCCGCCGCCCACCCCGCAUGCCGCAUACAACCCCCUUCACAAGCCCCCCCGCAAAACGCCGCUAG